This is a messenger RNA of Manihot esculenta (cassava), 2666 nucleotides long. Its product is annotated as glycine-rich domain-containing protein 2. Lineage: Eukaryota; Viridiplantae; Streptophyta; Magnoliopsida; Malpighiales; Euphorbiaceae. The transcript has 8 exons. The coding region runs from base 426 to 2666 and encodes 746 amino acids. The record is from RefSeq and is a predicted model, not a curated record.
AUGGAGAUGCGGGGUAUCGAUCCCCGUACCUCUCGCAUGCUAAGCGAGCGCUCUACCAUCUGAGCUACAUCCCCGUCGGCCAUCAUUGUUGAAACAUAUGAUUAAGUAGCUCAUGGAGUGAAACUAAGACGUCCAGGCAACCCCCGGGCCUUGAAACCAGCGCGUUCAGAGUUCCCACAAAUUAAGGAACGCGCACGGGACGUGACUGUGAAGUCGUCAGUUUAUUCUUCUGUAGCUCCCACUUUAUUCACUGUAGGAAUUUCACACGACAACAUAUAUGAUAUAUCCACGGUGCAUUGCAAAUAUUUCAAGUGCAGAAGUUGAACUUUGAGCUUAUAAAUAUCAACCAAAAUCCACGGACGAGGGCAGGAAGCAAAGAUACAAGUCCUGAAGUUGUUUUUGUGUGCUUUGAACUAACACAGAGAAUGGAGAAGGUGCAGGAACUAGAGUGGGCUGAAGCACAGAAGAUUGCAAUAAGUGAAGACUUGGUAGCUGCAGCUAAACAGCAGCUACAAUUUCUUGCUGAGGUCGAUAGGCAUCGCCAACUCUAUGACGGCUCUGCUUUAAACCGAGCUAUUCAUAGGUACAAAUACUGUUGGCUUCCUUUGCUUGCCAAACAAGCAAAGUCUCAGGUAUCAGAAGGCCCUUUGGUCGUGCCACUUGAUUGUGAAUGGGUUUGGCAUUGCCAUAAGCUCAAUCCGGUGCGCUACAAAAAUGACUGCAAGGAACUCUAUGGGAGAAUCCUUGGCAGCCAGAAUGUUGUAUCCUCCACUCAAGCUUCCUGCAAAAAGCAGACUGAAGAAAUAUGGAGCAGGAUGUAUCCUUGUGAACCUUAUGAAUUGAAUCUGAGCACACAAAUAUCAGAAGAUAGCGGCAACAAUGUUCUGGGAGCUCAAAAAUCCACCAACUAUGAUCUGGUUUCAGCUGUCAAAAGGCAGAGUUCGUUCUAUUAUCAGGUGUCCAGAUCCCAUAUGAGUGAUGAUGUCUAUCUUGAAGGAGCUGUAGCUAGAUACAAGGGAUUUCUGCAUUUGAUAAAGAGAAACCAGGAGAAGUCGAUCAGCCAAUUUUGUGUCCCAACUUAUGACAUUGACCUUAUCUGGCACUCUCACCAGCUGCGUCCUGUUUCUUAUUGCAAAGAUCUGGUGGCAAUACUGGGGAGAGUAUUAGAGCAUGAUGAUACAGAUUCGGACAGAACUAAAGGCAAUAAGCUGGAUACUGGAUGUUUACAGACCACCAAACAGUGGGAAGAGACAUUCGGUUCCAGGUACUGGAGAGCAGGAGCUAUGUAUAGAGGCAGUGUUCCAUCACCUCUCACAAUCAAUGUGAGCCAUCUGGACAAUUUAAGCAAGGUGGUUGGUUCCAAUAAGUAUCAAAGUAUGCUUCAAAUUCCCAAGAAAAUGUUUACAGAGGUUAUGCUGGACAUUGUGGAUGUCAUAAACUUACCUGUCGGGUGUGAAGAAAACCUUUUUGCAACAUUUAGUAUGAAACAACCGGAUAUGUUUUUUAAAGGCAACAGAAGCAUAAGCAUCUUUCCCAAGGCAAAGGAGAGACAAGUAGCUAUUUUUCAGAGUGAGCCCAAAGGAGAACUUGUCUGUCAACUUAUGACAAAUUCAUCUUCAGUUCGUUAUCUUGCAAGGCCUGGCAGAGUAUUGGGCACAGCAUCAAUCUCUUUACAGGACCUUAUGAAACCAGAUUCUUCACUGUCAUAUGAAAGGUGGAUUGAGUUGUUUCCAAAUUCUGGAACUUUGAGUUCUCAGCCUAUCAAUCUACGCAUUGCACUGUCUUUUACUCCGCCAGUCCAAGCACCAUUCAUGCUGCACCUAGUUAAGGCACAUCGACAGGGUAAAGGGUGGACAUGCAUAGUGGACGACGCUGGCAAUGAGAUCAUGUCCCUUCAAAUGAGGGAUUCAAUGAAAGUGGAGGCAAAAUAUGGCUACCUUUUCAAAAAGGAAGCUGUUGGCAUGACUACUUCUGGUGAAACUCCUAUACUUGCAGAGUUUCUUGGAGCAGGAUGGUCUCUGCUAAACUCUACCUGGCGGUUUCAGCUUCAGAAUAAACUCAAUAAUGUUGGUCAGAUCUUUGAGCUUACAGGUCGCCAAAAGGUGGUUAUUUUACCUGGUAGAAAAUUGGAGUAUGAAAAUGGAAGCUGUGAGAAGCAUAAAAGGGCAGAGAACAUGAUGACAGCAGUUGAAUUCUCUGCAAAACAUCCUUAUGGAAGAGCUGUGGCAUUAUUCAAUUUGAAGUCUGGCUUUGUGCAGAUCAAUGAAGAAUGGCUAGUAUUUCCUGGGAUACUGUUGGCCUUUUUACUUGCUAAUACUUUGAGGAAGGAAGGUGAUUUCAAUCUCAGUGCCAACAGGGAGAGUCCUAGAGAAUUGGAUGAUGCCUUAAAGCAAGCAAUGAUCUCAAAAAUGGAGAGUGACUUUGAUUGGGAGACUACUGGGUGCGAAAACUGUUAUGCUGUGCAUGCAAUUGGUGGAACCGAGUAUAACACAUCCAAUGCUGAAUGCAAAGUAGGAGAUAUAAUGAAGAGCACCACGUGCGGAGGCUGCGGUGGUCGUUGUGGGGGAGGGAGCUGUGGGGGUGGUUGUGGUGGUGGUGGCUGUGGGGGAGGGAGCUGUAGAGGUGGUUGUGGUGGGGGGUGUAAUAGCGGCCAUGAGACAAAAUAG